AUGAAGGUAAAGGCUGACAGAGACGAGUCUUCUCCUUAUGCUGCAAUGAUGGCUGCUGCUGAUGUAGCAGCACGCUGCAAGGAGUUGGGUAUUACUGCUGUUCACGUCAGAGUGAGAGCAACAGGAGGAACCAAGAGCAAGACGCCAGGACCCGGCGCUCAGUCCGCACUCAGGGCUUUGGCUCGUUCGGGCUUGCGCAUCGGCCGCAUUGAAGAUGUCACCCCAAUCCCCACCGACAGCACCCGCAGAAAGUCAGGAAGAAGAGGGCGCAGGCUGUGA
This is a messenger RNA of Eimeria acervulina, 279 nucleotides long. Its product is annotated as Ribosomal protein S14, related. Gene Ontology annotation, biological process: translation; ribosomal small subunit assembly; maturation of SSU-rRNA from tricistronic rRNA transcript (SSU-rRNA, 5.8S rRNA, LSU-rRNA). The transcript has 2 exons. Gene Ontology annotation, cellular component: ribosome; cytosolic small ribosomal subunit. Lineage: Eukaryota; Apicomplexa; Conoidasida; Eucoccidiorida; Eimeriidae. The coding region runs from base 1 to 279 and encodes 92 amino acids. Gene Ontology annotation, molecular function: structural constituent of ribosome; small ribosomal subunit rRNA binding; mRNA 5'-UTR binding. The record is from RefSeq and is a predicted model, not a curated record.